Molecule: messenger RNA, 4980 nt
Organism: Ruditapes philippinarum (Manila clam)
Lineage: Eukaryota; Metazoa; Mollusca; Bivalvia; Venerida; Veneridae
Exons: 4
Coding region: 720-2942 (740 amino acids)
Biological process (GO): telomere maintenance; DNA repair
Molecular function (GO): DNA helicase activity
Source: RefSeq, a predicted model, not a curated record
ACUGAUAGCGAACAGCAUGGAUCCUGAUCAGACUGCGGGGAUGCGCAGGCUGGUCUGGAUCCAUGCUGGUUGCAAACCCACUAUGUUGGUUUUGUCGUGACGCGGCUCAUAUCAUAUAUACUCUAUUAGAUGCUCCUUUAGGGUGGGGUUAUAUUAUUAAAGGUAGGUGUUUAAGUACAAAAUGGUGAAUAUCUUUCAAAAUAUUUAGCGAAAAAAUCUGUUUAUCCCAGUCAGUAUGUGAUUACAACAGUCUAGGACACUGGCAUAGUGUGAUGAUAAAAUUCAUUAUGAUUGGUGCAAUGAAAUUGCCUAUAAUAAGUUUACAUAUUUUCUGUUUUAUGUUCUCUUAGGUUGGAUUAUGUAUACUGGAAGUACCAGUUGUGUUUAUUCUGUUUUUUUCCUGGGAUUUACGAAAAAUACAAUGGUUUUGGUUAGUCAAUUUCCUUCUAAAUUUUGUCAAAAAGGGAGGGGGUUGUUUGUUAGGGGUUGGGUGUUAUUAAUAGAAUAUAUAGAGUUUUUCAUAGACAUGGCAUCUCUAUUUCAAAUUGGGUGAUUCAGUUGGUGAUUUCAGGAAAUAUAUAUUUUAUCAUGCUAUUGACAUUAAGAAAUCAAAAUCAUCUCUUAUUUGAAUAGUUUAGAUUUUCCCUUAUCUUUUCAGACAAAUAAUAAGGCAACUAUCUCAGUUGAAAAGAACAGUUGCUGUUACUGCUACCACAGGUAUGGCUGCAUUGGAGCUAGGUAUGAACACAUCCACUCUGCAUCAUUGGAGUGGCAUUCUGGAUGGCCGAUAUUCUGUAGAAAAAUUAGAGGAGCUUUAUCAGAAUGAUGACAAAUUCUCUGCUGCUAAGCAGAGAAUAUUAGAAGCUGACUGCCUUAUCAUUGACGAGAUAAGCAUGUUGACACAAAAAAUAUUUGAACUGGUUGAAUGUGUUUGUCGCAGUGUCAGAAAGAAAGAUCAAUGCUUUGGAGGUUUGCAGGUCAUUGGCUGUGGUGAUUUCAAGCAGUUACCACCUGUUCCAGACAAGUUCUUAAAUGAUGAAGGGAAACAUUGUUUUGAAAGUUCAAUGUUUCAAAGUACAUUUCCACACCAUGUAAACUUAACAAAGGUUAUAAGACAGACUGACCAGGAUUUGGCCUUGGCAGUGAAAGAACUUUGUGAUGGGUCACCGUCAGAACAAACAAUACAGCUACUGAAAAGUUUAGACAAAGACCUAGACAGACCAGAUGUUGUUAGACUCUAUGGUACAAAUUUUGAUGUACGCUAUGUCAAUGAGGAGAUGCUGGACAUGAUUGAUAAAGAGGCUUAUGUUUUCAAGGCAACUGAUGAAGGAUCCAAACAGCUUCUACUUAAGAUGUCUGUUCCCAAAACUCUUCUGCUUAAAGAAGGAGCACCAGUUGUUCUUGUUAAGAAUAUAAGUAAUCAGCUAUUAAAUGGACAAAGAGGUGUUGUUCAUCAACUUUCAAGAGAUUCCCCACCAGUAAUUAAUUUCAAUGGUAACUUACAUCAGGUGCAUCCAGAAAGAUUUGAGGUUUUUGAUUGUACACAAAAUAAGACUUUGGCAUCCAGAUUACAAAUACCUCUCAUGUUAUGUUUUGCUAUGACUGUUCAUCGUGCCCAGGGACAAACUAUAGAAAACCUAUAUGUUGACUGUUCUUCCUUUUUUGCACCUGGUCAAAUGGGUGUAGCGAUUGGGCGAGCAACAGCUAAAAAUACACUGUGCAUAAAGAACUUUUCUUUGGAAGCGGCAACAUUAAAGCAUCCAGAUUCAGUUUAUGAAUUUUAUACACAGCCAUUUAGAGCAGUGGAAGAAGAUUUGUCUUGUUGUUCUAAAAACAUACCAACCACUAUUUCUACAGUGUCUUCAGGUACAAUUGUUUCAUCAAGUGAUGACUCAAGUGAUGAUGAUUUUAGUAUGGAAGUGAUGCAAGGUAGUCCUUGUCCAUAUGAUAUCAAGGAUUUUUUAGAUGUCAAUCAUUCAGCCCAAUUUGUAUCUAUUAUUUCAGAAGAUUUCAUUUCUUCUGAUGUAUUUAAGAAGCAUCUUGAAUUUAUAUAUCAUCAUGUUCAAUUAUUUGCUGGUAAUUCUGAAACAAAAACAGUUUGGAUGGAAUCUUUCAAAAAUCUUAAUAUGUUCUUGGUAGGAAAUGAUCAUUUGCAAUCAAUUAAAACUCUAUUCAGGACUUCAGAAAUUUCAAAACUUCAAAACAAAUUUUCGUCUAAGUUAGCUUUUUGGAUUAUGGAUAAAAUUAUAGAGGAUAAAACCAAACAUUUAAUAUCAGAGCAGUCUUCAUCAGCAUCCUCCUCUACUGUUUCCGAGACAUCAGAUGUCGGAUCGGCUAAGUUAAGAUACAUAGCAGGAGCAUGUGUUAGAAAAAUCAGGAAAAGGGUUAGAGAAACUGUUGAUAGGACUAUAGGAAAAACUGAUAACAAAAGUAAAUUAACUCGACAGUUGAACUACAAAAAGGACAAAAUGUUAAAAAUGCUUGCAGUUUCUGAAAGCAAUGUUGAUAGUAAUGAUGUGUCAUUAUCUGAAAUACAAGUGAAACAGAACAAGUCUCAUGGUUUAACAAUAGUAAAUGAUGAAGUUUUUCACUUUUUUAAACAGUUAAAUGGUGCAUUACAGUUGCUUUUGACAAAUGAAAGAAUGCAUUUAACUAUUGAUUUUAUUCACAGGUCAUGUCGCUCAAGUAUAGAUAGUAACAACAAUUUAUUAUCAGAUUGGAUUAAUUUGUUCUCUUCUGUCAACACUGAAACAGUUGAAGAUGAAAUAUUUUUGGUUUUAAUUGCAGAUCUGUUUCAGUCUGUCACAGAACAUUUUUUAAGGCUUUCAAUUGUUGAUAGUUUGAAACAAUUUAAACGGACUCUUCCUAGAAAGAAAAAACAAGCAUUACGUACAAAAAGUCAGGCUAUUGGGGAGCGACAAAGUAAAAAAAAAGAAAAUUGAUGAAAAUGAAACUUCACAGAAUGUUACUGUUUGUCCUGUUUGUGAAAAUGUUUGUGAAGAGGAGCCUUCUGAUCAAAGUGGAUACAGUAUUGGCUGUGAUAUAUGUAAUAGCUGGUAUCAUUAUGGCUGUGUAAAUUUAACUGGAACUGAAGCCUUUCUGAAAAGUUCAAGGAGCAAAUGGUUUUGUUCAUCCUGUAAUAAGAAAGGGAAAGGUAGGGGUAAAAAGUCAAAACAGUGAUUUGUUAGAAUGACUAAUGGAAGAAAGUAAUCGUGGUAGCCUGGUCUCCUGUGUUAUUGGUUAAGGUUUUCAUUGGUAUUUAUUUCUCAAAAACCAUCAAAGACAUACACUUGAAACCUUAAAUUCUAGCUUAUUCUAUAAAGAGAAAUCUAUUUCAAAAGGGUGGGUAAUCUUAAAGCAGCAUGCCUUGAGAUUCAUGCUAAUUUUUAUGAAAAUUUUUAAAAUGUAUUUGAAUGUGUAAACAGCUCUUGUUUUUUUGAUAUUUGAAUUAGAGUUAGACUCAUACCUUUAGCACAUAUUUUUAUCGAGUUAAAUUCCUUUGGGUACUUUUGAAAUUUUAUAUGUGUAAUUUUUUUAAUGUAAAUUAUAUUUCCAAAAUAACUAAUUAUAUUCACAUGAAUCUCCAUGCAUGAUUUCAGUACAUGUAUCAUAAUCAUAAGUUUAUGAGCAAGCAUUAUAACACUAGCAUGGACUUUCCAUUCAAAACAUAGUUUGAUAAAAUUUGAACUUGAAACUUUAAAGCUGGAUAUACCUCAUUAUGUAGAAUUAAGUGCCCUAGAGCCUUAACUGUCUUUGACAUUAUUUUUGGAGUUUUUGUCCUUUAUCCAGAGCAGAACUCUAAAAUUAUUGGAGGUAUACAACUUGAAUCUUCAUAGUUGGAUAGAUAGUAAAGAGAAUGAAAUGUAUUGCUUAAGAACCAUUAUUUCCUAUGGUAUAAUUUAUGACUUACUAUGUUUUGCAAUUUUUCAUACUUCAUUUUGUUUACAGAGAAUAACUUUGUCAAUAUAAUGUAUCAAUAAUAUAUUACCCUACUGACAAAGUGGCAUGUGUAUUAUUGUAAUUAGAAAUAAACACUGUAAAGGUGUUUACUUUAAACGUAAAUAUAUCAUUGAUAUAGAAUUUGGGUUAUCAUCUUAUUAAUAGUAUAGGAUUUUAGCUAAGAAGACAUACAUGUAUCAGUUAAAAAAUCUCAUGAAAUCAUGAAUGAUGUUAUAUAAAUUAGAAUCAUUUGGCACAACAUUUGAUAUACAGAUGUAAACAUGUCAGAUGUAGAAUGUAUUCAUUGAAAAUAAAGUACUAUAAUCCAUUUAUUAGUAUGUAAUAUCUGACUGUCUUAAAUCUUUGAACAUAAGAAACUUGAUUAAUGUUUUGCAAAUGGAAAGAUUUAGGAAAGCAAUGUGGUAAUAGAUGUAAUGCAUGUAAAUAAUACAAUAGCAUUUUACACAUUUCUUAUGCUAAUUUUGUUGUAUACCAUUUUGUGGAAAAUUGUGAUUUGAUAUAUCUUGAGCUGUGAAAUAAAUAAAAUUAGAUAAAUUGUAUAAAUAAUACAGAUACAUGUAAUCGCAUUCAAGUGUUUGUUUCUUUUUUAUCCCCAUCUUUUUCUUCUUUUUUUAUUUUUUUUCUUAGUCUGUGCCAUAACAGGUUGAAAUAAACUUGCACUUUAGACAAAAGCUUCAACAUGGCCUAUCAAGCACUGCAAAGAUUUAGCCCUUUAAGAUCCAAAAAGGAUAGUUUUUUCCUAUCUAAUAGUGGUUUUCAUUGUUUUCUAUGAGCUACGUGGUCGAGGGGUUAGAGUCAAUGACUUCUAAUCUAGGUACCUCUCUGGCGUGGGUUCGAUCCCCGGGAGAUGCUUUGGUAGUUUAGCGCGGAGGAAGGUUGUCUAGUACUGGUGUAACUCUCCAGGAACGAUGGUUAGGAAACUACCAGCCUAUAUGACUGAAAUACUGUUGAAAAAAGGCGUAAAAUGAGACAAACAAACAAACAAACAAACAAACAAUUUCAUUUUUGAAUAAGUGAAAU